UCAAAAGCCAACAAGUUUUAUUACAGUCCAGUUACAUAUCUAUGCGACUUUCUACAAGUCACCUUUCACUCAUUUGCUUGUCUAUGUUCCGAGUUAUUUUUAUUAGUUUUGUUAAGAGCAGAUUUUCAUUUUUAACAAUUUAUUUUUAAUUGUAAACAAUGACUGAAGUCGACAAUAUAGUGCGGAAAUUCCAGUCUGAUGAAAAGCCGCGGUAUGAGGCUAUGCUUUUUCAGUAUCAGACUACUACGCUUACAGAUUACAGGCUCGGGGAAAACACGCCGCUGCCCCCUAAAACUGUUUAUAAGCCGCGUCGAACACCGGAACGCAAGCCGUACGAACCUAUCAAGCAUCUGGAAACUAUGUCGGAAUAUUUACACAGAGUCCCGUUCAGUUUGUACAUGAGGCCGAAAGAAAUCUUGCACACAGAUCCCAGGCACAAGCAAAAAUACUUUGAAAAGCCGAAAGACGAAGAACGCGCGAUGGUGCAGCAGACUCGUCCUCGCCUGGUAAUGACCCCCGCCGUGAGUUUGGACGACAUCGAUAACCCGACCGACCGCAAGAUCCUCUGCGAGGACAUAUACACUAGCACAGCCACGGCUGGCACAAGGGAGGCAAUCAGACCCUACUCCAGGGUCGAGGCGCCCUUCCCUGAAAAUUCCGCCAAAGCUAAGCCGGUGUUGCUGCCUAAGUAUAACCAACCGACGGUGUCUGAGGAGUGGCGAAUGGACUCCGUAGAGUGGGACAACAGACAGCACCGCUGCUUCUGCGACCUCACCAAGGAGUUCUGGCUCUCCUACUCCUUGUUUCCAUGCAGGGCUUGUAAUGAAUCCGCAAUAAUUGAGGCGACAAGGAAGGCAGAGCGACAACAAUUGAAACAGUGAAUAGUGGAGUAGCAAAGUGUAAUUAUAACCUCAAAUGGGAAAGGCGGGAAAAAAAUUGCAUUGUUUUUAGAGAGACUUUAAGUACAGGGUAGUUUAUAUUCUGAUUUCAUUAUUUUUAAUUAGUGAUUUUUAUUUAUAGAUUAUUUUGUUUAGUUUAUUUUUAAUAGUCAUGUUUGUUUUCUAGGAAUAUUAAUAAAAAUAUCACCCAUAUUUUAA
Molecule: messenger RNA, 1097 nt
Organism: Plodia interpunctella (Indianmeal moth)
Lineage: Eukaryota; Metazoa; Arthropoda; Insecta; Lepidoptera; Pyralidae
Exons: 4
Coding region: 159-881 (240 amino acids)
Source: RefSeq, a predicted model, not a curated record